This is a messenger RNA of Lentinula edodes (shiitake mushroom), 1287 nucleotides long. RefSeq lists its product as uncharacterized. The transcript is spliced from 4 exons. The record is from RefSeq and is a predicted model, not a curated record. The coding region runs from base 1 to 1287 and encodes 428 amino acids. NCBI's taxonomy places the organism in Eukaryota, Fungi, Basidiomycota, Agaricomycetes, Agaricales, Omphalotaceae.
AUGCUCAGGAAUAAUAGACCCAACUCCUCCCUGGAAUAUCUCCGCCCCAGUCCAGUGAGAGGUCAGUUGGAACCCCAAGAUCCCAAAACAACCAAAGGAUGGCGAUAUCUUCAAACAACUGAUACACUUGAUGAAUUGAAGGUCCUCAUCCCGCCUAAUACGGCGUCAAUGUACGAGCAACUACUGAAGUUAGAGACUCUGGAAUUGGCCAAAAAGUCUGUGACUUGGGACCGUCUCUUAGAAAUCCGGCACUUGAAGGAUCGAAUGAUACGCAAAUGCCAGAAACUGUCCAAGACUCCUCCAGCUAGGCGGAUUGGUCAUGGAGACCCGUUUACUUUCCAGACUCUCGUUGCUCCCGUCGAUUUUCGGCUCAAAGAGAUGGAGAAAUGGUUUCGACAACAACAGACUCGAAUCUCUUCAGUGGGCACCCAACGACCGACUGGUCACACACACAAAGCCAAUCCGCGGAACUCGUAUUGUUGUGCGCGUUGUGCAUCCAAUCCACAAUAUCGACAUCAUUCAAAGGCCAAACUGUCAUCGUUUGACAAUGUGACUCCCAUACCAGCUUUCACAGAGGAACCAGAGCCUAUGAUUCCUAGUCCGUCCCCUACCCCUCCAAAGGCUAUUUCCCCAGAGCCUCUUCCUCACCUUCUCAGGAGCAGCAUGGCGAUGGCGCUGAUGAAUCAGAAUUACACGACAACAACGGUUACAACAACGCUACAGGCGGAGACUGCUACAAGGCCGGAAGGCACCGUUUCAAAAAUCGAGAGCACGUCCCAUAAACUGCGCCAUCAGAGGAGCUGCAUUAAACGGUCUAAUACGGGGGAUUCAGUCAAGACCGUGUCGUGGGCAGACGAUCGAGACUUGAUGGAACGGGUAGGAAAGUUCACGAACGCGACUAAAGAGGCCCAGGAGAUAGGCACGUCAAUUUACACAUUUCUUUAUCGUGACGAUGAAUGGGAGGACAUACGGCAAGCGUACGUGAACCACAUGGAUCACCUCGAGUCCCUCGAGGAGCAGGUUCAGAACAGCCUGCGGCGACUACAGAUCGAAAGUGAAACCCUACAACAGGUAUGCGCCAAUAUAGGCCAGCACAAGGAGAGUUUACGAGAGGUAGUGGGUCGAUUUGGACGGAAACAAUCUGAUUAUCGCGCUAAAGUGCAAGAAGUUUUGAGUGAGGCUGAUGGGCUUCUCUCGUUGUACGGCACGAGGGAACCUCUGGAAAAUCGGAAUAAGUUUAUGCCCAUUAUUGAUGAAGACUCGAGAGAAGAACCUGUGAUAGAAUAA